AUGUCCAUUCGCACGCUCAGGAUCGGCCUCAUCCCCGGUGACGGCAUCGGCAAGGAGGUCAUCCCCGCCGGCCGCCGCAUCCUCGAGGCCCUCCCCUCCUACCUCGGCCUCAAGUUCGAGUUCACCGACCUCCACGCCGGCUUCGAGACGUUUGAGCGCACCGGCGCCGCCCUCCCCGACAAGACGGUCGAGAUUCUGCGCAACGAGUGCGACGGUGCCCUCUUCGGCGCCGUCUCCUCCCCCUCGUCUCCCGUCAAGGGCUACUCGUCGCCCAUUGUCGCCCUGCGCAAGAAGCUCGACCUCUACGCCAACGUCCGCCCCGUCAAGACGGUCCUCUCGGCCGCCAAGCCCAUCGACAUGGUCAUUGUCCGCGAGAACACCGAGGACCUCUACGUCAAGGAGGAGACGACCCGCGACACCCCCGACGGCAAGGUCGCCGAGGCCAUCAAGCGCAUCUCCGAGCGCGCCUCGCACCGCAUCGCCACCAUGGCCGGCGACAUUGCCCUGCGCCGCCAAAAGAUCCGCGCCGCCGGCGCCCCCUCCAUCCACCAGAGCCCCCUCGUCACCAUCACCCACAAGUCCAACGUCCUGUCCCAGACCGACGGCCUCUUCCGCGCCACGUCGCGCGCCGCCCUCGCCGCCCCGCGCUUCGCCGACGCCGUCGCCGUCGAGGAGCAGAUCGUCGACAGCAUGGUCUACAAGCUCUUCCGCCAGCCCGAGGCCUACGACGUCAUCGUCGCCCCCAACCUCUACGGCGACAUUCUCUCCGACGGCGCCGCCGCCCUCGUCGGCUCCCUCGGCCUCGUCCCCAGCGCCAACGUCGGCGAGGGCUUCGCCAUCGGCGAGCCCUGCCACGGCAGCGCCCCCGACAUUAUGGGCCAGAACAUUGCCAACCCCAUCGCCACCCUGCGCAGCGCCGCCCUCAUGCUCGAGUUCCUCGACGAGGAGGCCGCCGCCGCCAAAAUCUACGCCGCCGUCGACGCCAACCUGACCGAGGGCAAGCUGCUGAGCCCGGACCUGGGCGGCACGGCCAAGACGACCGAGGUCAUCGAGGAUAUCCUGAGGAGGCUGUAG
Verticillium dahliae VdLs.17 is the source of this 1074-nucleotide messenger RNA. RefSeq names its product homoisocitrate dehydrogenase. Gene Ontology annotation, cellular component: mitochondrion. Lineage: Eukaryota; Fungi; Ascomycota; Sordariomycetes; Glomerellales; Plectosphaerellaceae. Gene Ontology annotation, biological process: isocitrate metabolic process; tricarboxylic acid cycle. The record is from RefSeq and is a predicted model, not a curated record. The coding region runs from base 1 to 1074 and encodes 357 amino acids. The transcript is spliced from 2 exons. Gene Ontology annotation, molecular function: NAD binding; isocitrate dehydrogenase (NAD+) activity; magnesium ion binding.